AUGAGUUCAAAGGGAUCCACCAACACGAACGCUUUCAAGACAGUUCUUCCUCGACAGACUAGGCCGGCAAAAUCGUCGGCUGACCAAAUGUUUUGCGACCCAGAGAACACUCGACUAAAAGCCAUUUUGGGCGAGGCGCUUGCACGCGCAGCCAUGCACGAAGAACAGCAGAAAGUUUUGCUUAGCAAAAUAGAUACAGUUGUCGCAAACUCAAUUGCACUUCAAAAACAGAGCAGCUCUCUUAUCGAGGAGCGCCGCGUCGCAAAUGAGCACGUAGAGUUCCUACACAACCAACUUCAGCUUCAGAUACAAGUACCUGGUGCUUCAACCUUCACCACCAUCGUCAUCCCGUCUACAAAGAUUGCCCCUGUUAAGAAUGCCUCAGCGGAUGGCUCUGCCCUUGCUGCCCGCGCCCUCCAACCCGAAAGUGGACCAUUUGCGUAUGGAUUUGUAUACCUGUCUUGCCGCCACCACCUCAAGUACUCCCAAGUACGAAAGCUUUUGAGAACAUUCAAGAUCCAACAGUCCCGUGUCUUGGACAUUGCGUUCCCGGAACGCGGCACUCUCUCUCUCCUUGUGCACAACGACCUCAAGGACAAGAUCACCCAGCCCCCCGCAGACACUGGGGUGUCUGUGAAGAUAGAUUUUGAUCCCUUGGACCAUCGGAUUAUUGCUGAUCCGGCACAUGCCCACAAACCCGUGCAGGAACGCCAACAGCUUGCAUACAAGCUACACCGCCAACGUCUUCUCACUCUCUGCCUUCGUCUCCCUGACCCACUGGACAAAAUGGAAAGUAGCUCUCUCCGUCUCCUUCCAGUCUGCCUUGAGCAGUAUCUGGAAGACCGAAACCUUCCGUCUGGCCCCCAAGCCAGUGCCAUUGACACUGCCGCUGCCAUGGGUACUUGUAAGAGGCAAUUUAACUUAUUACAAUACUAUUGCGAGGAGGAACUUUCAAGUUGCAUAGCCUUUACGUCCAGGUUACUAGCUAGCACAGGGUUUAUAUCAUUAAUGGAGGCGUGCAAUUACAUUCAAGAUUACCCAUCAAAUUUCAAUAGGCGCACUUCUUCCAGCUUGGGGCGCUUGAUUAAUGAGAUUACCACACGUUCUGGUGGCCAGGCGUGUCUAAAGAUGAGUGGUGCGGCAACACCUCUUUAG
Molecule: messenger RNA, 1155 nt
Organism: Phycomyces blakesleeanus NRRL 1555(-)
Lineage: Eukaryota; Fungi; Mucoromycota; Mucoromycetes; Mucorales; Phycomycetaceae
Exons: 6
Coding region: 1-1155 (384 amino acids)
Source: RefSeq, a predicted model, not a curated record